UGUUUUCUUUAGUGUCGAGCAAAAGAUUCACUUAUUCACGAUUUAGAAUUUGAAAUACAAAAUUUGAAACGAAUAUUCGAGGAUAAAAACAACAGUACUGUCAUAGAUUCACAGAUUAUUCAAAAAAAUGAUUAUGAUAAACUUGAACAAGAAUUACGUUCGACAAAAAAACGUUUUGAUGAUAUUUCAUAUGAAUUAAAAACAAAAGAUGCCAUUAAUAAUAAAUUGGAGCAGGAAAUUCGAUCAUUAAAAAAGAUGCUUGAUGAACAAAUUCAGAAUAUUCAAUUUAAAGAAACGGAUACAGAUCAAUUGCACUCGGAAAUACGUUCAUUGAAAAGAUUAUGUGAUGAAAGAGCGAAUGAGAUUCAUAAGAAAGAAUGUGAAUAUCGUUUGUGUCAAGAAUACUUAUUAUCUAAAAAAACGAAAUAUACCACGUUGGAUACUGAAUUAAAAACUUUAAAAGAUCAACAUCAAUCAACAAUUGUUCAAUUAGAAGUCGUGAAACGCGAAACAUCAACAUUGAAAUAUCAUUAUGAUGAAAAAAAUAAAUUAUAUUUUGAUUUAGAAAAACGUUCACAUUUACUUGAAACAAAACUACUUGAAACAAUGGAAUUAAUUGAUUCAAGAAAUAAAACUCUAUUUGAUUAUGAACAAGAUAUGUCCAAAUUAAAACAUGAAUUAACAUUAAAAUAUAAAGAAUUAAAUGAUAAACAAUAUCAUAUUCAAGAAUUAGAACAAAUGGUUAUUGAUAAAUCGGCUGAAAUUCGUCAUAUGUCUGAAAAUUUAGUUGAAUAUGAACGAUCGAACAAUGUUUUAUCCGAACAAGUAGAACAGUUGACAGAAGAUUUAAGAUUAAAACAAGAAGAAUUGCAACAAGUACAAAAAUCAUAUACUAAACAAUUGAAUACAAAACAAGAUCAACUGAUACGCUAUGAUGAAAAUCUUCAUGCAGCUGAAAUUAAAUCAAAUUAUGCAAAAGAAGAGAUUCGUUUACAAGAACGAGAAAUUUCUCGUUUAAGAACAAUCGAAGAAGAACAUGAAAAUAAAAUAAAAUUAUUACAACAAGAAUUAUGUACCGUUCAAGAACAUAAAGAUUCUGCAAUGAAUAAUUUUGAACGUACAGAAACAGAAUUGAGAAAUGUUAAACUCAAUCGUGAUGAUGAAUUAAAACGUUAUUCUUUGGAAAUAGAAAAAUUAACGAGUGAAAUAGCCGAGUUGAAAGUGAAUGAGAUACAACUGUUAAAACAAAUGGACGAAUUAAAUCAAAAUUUAUCAUCAAUUAAUAAUGAACGAAUAGAUUGUAAACAGCAAAAUAAAAAUUAUCGAACAGAGAUCGAACAUUUAGAAAAAGUUGUGUGUGAUGAAACUGAAACAACUCCAAAGUUAUCAUCAAAAGUUAGUCUGUUAACUCAUCAACUCGAUGAUGUACAGAAACGUUAUCAAGACACAGUAAAACAAUUGGAAGAUGUUCGUCUACAAUUGAAAAGUUCAUUAAUGACAAAUGAUACCUUAAAAUCAGAAUUAAAUCAUAUUAAAUUACUUAAUCAAGAAUAUAUCAACAAAGAAUGUGAGUUUAAAAUGAAUUUAAGUCGAUCAAAUGCAACAUUAGACGAUAAAGAAAAAUGUCUUGACGAUCAACAACGUGAAUUAGAAACACUCAAUCAUAUUCUAUCAAAAUUACAAAUUGAUUAUGAAAGAUCUAAAACAGAUUUAUCAUUAGCGCACGAUAAUAUUGUGCAGUAUGAAACAAAUGAGCAUACAAUAAAACAAACAUUGACCGAAAAAACAGAUGAAUUAACAACAUUGUCAAAUCGAUUUCAUGCAUUACAAAAUGAUUAUUACACGUAUGAAAAAAAUCAUCGUUAUACAAAUGAAAAUUAUUUUGACAAAGAACAUCGUUUAACAUCAGUUGAAAAUGAACUGACAACAACUGCAAAAAAUUUUGAAUUAUUACAAAAUGAAAAUAAAAUACUUAAUGAUAAACUAGAAAAGUAUCGUUAUGAUCGUGAACAAGCUGAAAUACUUGAAGCCGAAAACACAGAAAAGAUGAUACAAUCAAUAGAUGAAGGGAAAAUAUGUAAACGAAAACUAGCAAUAUUGGGUGAAUGUUUCCAAACACUCGUUAGAAAAUCAUCCGAAACAAGUGAAAAAUGGGCAAAAGCAAUUCAACGUCUUCAUGAUCAAUUUUCUGAUAUAAAUGAACAAUUAAUUAAAUUACGUUUAAUUGAAGAACGGUUUGAACAAACGAUGAAAAUUAUCACCGUUUUACGUAGUCAUUAUGAAGAUAUUAGUCUACAGACAGUAGCAUUAAAACCAGUUAUUGAAAAAUUGUAUAUGUACAUCCGUGAAUACAAGAAAAGAUCAAUAAAUACGAAUGAAGAAAAUCGUUUAUAUAAAAGUGAAACAAAAAAAUUGCGAACAAAAUUAGAUGAUUUUCAUC
This is a messenger RNA of Didymodactylos carnosus, 2440 nucleotides long. NCBI's taxonomy places the organism in Eukaryota, Metazoa, Rotifera, Eurotatoria, Philodinida, Philodinidae. The record is from the annotation of a GenBank genome assembly.